Messenger RNA from Postia placenta MAD-698-R-SB12, 999 nucleotides. RefSeq lists its product as hypothetical. Gene Ontology annotation, biological process: uridine catabolic process. NCBI's taxonomy places the organism in Eukaryota, Fungi, Basidiomycota, Agaricomycetes, Polyporales, Adustoporiaceae. The transcript is spliced from 8 exons. Gene Ontology annotation, cellular component: cytosol. Gene Ontology annotation, molecular function: uridine phosphorylase activity. The record is from RefSeq and is a predicted model, not a curated record. Bases 1 to 999 code for a protein of 332 amino acids.
AUGAAGGACUUGAUAGUCGACGCUAAUUUCCCCCGCACCGAGGACAACCGAGUCUAUCACCUUGGUAUCCGUGCGGGGGAAGUAGCGAAUCGAAUAGUGACUGUGGGUGCCCCGUCGCGCGCGCGAGGGAUCGCCUUGUAUCUCGAUGCCUCGCCGAAACCGUUUACAUUGGCAUCAGAGCGUGGCUUCACGACCAUUACCGGCCGUUACAAGGGCGUUCCCAUCUCCAUCGUCAGCAUAGGAAUGGGAUAUCCGAAUGCCGACUUCUUUGUACGCGAAGUGAGAGAAUGCCUUAGCGGCGAUAUGGUCGUGGUGAGAUUAGGAUCAUGCGGCGCUCUCAUCGAUACGCCUGUGGGGUCGGUGGUGGUCCCGAAGUCCAGUGUUUCUGUCAACAGAAACUAUGACUUCGACUUUGUCACUGGUCAUUCGCAUGAGCCACCUUAUAGAAUCAGUAAACCGGUCAAUGCGGACCCUGUUCUCCAUGACGCUGUACCAUUUCUAACCACACCUCGGUGUCGCAGCUUUUAUUCCUCGCAAGGGAGGCAGACGUCUUUCCCGGACCAUAAUGCUGACCUUAUUCGCCAACUCCAAGAGUCGCAUGAAGACUUAGGUACAUUAGAAAUGGAGACAUUUCAUAUCUUGCAUUUGGCUGCCAGCUGGCCGGGCCAGGCCCGCGUCGAGCAAACCAUCAAGCCCCCAAUCAGCACCCUUCCUGUCACCCCUGUCAUUUCCUCACCUCCUCAGCCAUCCAGUCAGGGCCAGCCGCCCAGCGUUUCCGAAUCGAACAGUCACGGUGAUCUGAUGACACCGAGGCCAAGCAUUCGCGCGGCGGCUGCACAGAUGGUGUUUGCCUCGCGGACGUCCCAAGAAUUCAUCACCCCAGAGCAAGUCGUGGAAAUAGAGGCAUGGUCCGGCCGAGCGGUAUUGGAAGCUCUAACAUCAUUAGACCUAGACCAAAAUAGAAUUCAUCCAGAGAGAGGGAGCGUCUGGGCUUUGUAA